CAAUAGUUCUAGGCCAGAACUUAUGGUUAAACUUAUAGAUGUAAAAUGAACACACGUACAUGAAAAAGAGAAAUAUCUGUCUAAAAUGCCGAAAAAAGACAAACCUAAUUCCUCUGCAUCUAAGCCGGAGAAUGCACCCACUGACAAUAGAGAGGAAGCUACGAACACAACAGAAGAAAAGGAAGAGGUGGGAAUCCCGGAAGUAAAACCUCCUGGAUCCAGCAAGAAGGAACUCCUGAAGGAUGUCGAUUUCAGCGUUAUCGACCAUCACGCCCUCAAAGCGACCAACUCCCUGUUGAAGGAGUCGUUCUGGGACCUGACCAAGUACCUGUCUGACGACGACGCGUGGGAGGAUGACCUAGUUAAAGUACGGGUCAUAUUCCGCUGGAUUACGUCAUACAACGUCAAGAAAAUGAAAAUAGAGGAAACCCCUCCCCCAAACACACCCCUCGAAUACUUCAGCAAAAUUCAGAGUGGAUUUGGCAAUCACGCUCAGCUGUUUUACAUCAUGUGCCAGCUGUUUGACAUUCCCUGCGUGGUUGUUGAUGGAAUGACUAAAAGUAAAAUGUACACGGUGGGAGAUCCGAUAAACCACGAGGAGAUGGCGGCGCAGUGGAAUGCGGUGUACGUCCGUGAUGAGUGGCGGCUGAUCGACCUAUUUUGGGCUAUCGAAUGUGUGGAGGUCGACUCCGGAAAGGACGACGACUUCAAUGAGAACGGAGACUUCCUAGAUCAAGAGUCUGUUGACGACCAGAACGAGGACAACGAUGACGUCAUGUCAAAGGCGUCGUUCAUUCGGUACCACCACAAUGAGGAGGUAGACGAGCAGUAUUUCCUGACGGACCCGCGCCAGCUGAUCUGGACACACCUCCCCGACGAUUCCAAGUGGCAGCUGAUGAAGACGCCGAUGUCUGAGAAAGACUGGGGGGAACAACUGUAUGUAAGAGAACGCAGUCAUGAGAUGGAGAUCAGCAUCAAACGAAACUUAUACGGCAAACAAGUCGUACAGGCAAAGGAGGGGAAAGCCGAUAUCAUUUUGUGGUUCCCUGAGAAGAAAGGCGAGUCGUACGAAUUUAAGCAUUCCUUUAGACGUACGAAUCGGUCGGAAGGGAAGAAACCUAUCGAUAAGAUCCUAAACAGAUUCACCAUUUUUGACCACAUCCACGAUAGAAUUCAUUUUAAGUGUAUGUUGCCAGUGGCAGGAAGAUUUUACUUAGAUAUUUUUGGACGCGAUAAGCAAAGCAAAGAACUCGGUGAAUUCGACUUGCUGUGUACGUACGUCGUUGUCAGUACAACUCCUGAAAAGGAGCCGGACCCACUUCCGGACUACCCUCGCAUUGGAUGGGGAGAAUGCGCGCGCUCCAGGAAGCUGAAACUUAUUCCUAUUACACACAAGGAAGCUUUUAUCACAACAGAAGAUGGAAUCCUAGACAUCAGGAUGCAGGGAAGUGACAAACUGAAACUAAAGAUCAAAAUGAAAAGUGUUAUCAUAGAUGAGGUCAAUCUUGUGAAGUACGUGAUGAUGCACUGGCACGCGGGGGAAUACCUGAUCCAGACUCGACUCCCAAAACCCGGAAAGUACGCCCUGAAGCUGUACGGAUUCCUGGAACCAAAUGCCACGGAGAUGGUUAACGUGUACAAUUACCUGAUCACGUGCACAGGUCGCGGGGUCAAGAAUUAUCCCUUUCCCUGCUUUUCACAAGAUCAGCUCGGUGAGGAUCCAAACGCUUACAAAAUUUGGGUGCGUGGAUUUCAGACGCAGGCGAGUUUUAUUGAGGCCAAAGAAGGACACACUAAGCUAGAAUUUGAAGCUAAAGAUGGUAUUCAGCUGCAAUGCGAAUUAAACACAAACAAUCCUGUUGCAGCAGAGCGCAUGCGUGUGGUUACGAAAGAGGACAGAAGUCAUCAGUUGUAUUUUCUAGAUCUUCCUAUCGAAGGGGAGUAUUCAUUUAACCUUUACGCCUACAAGAAAAACAGUAGCCAGCGGUUACAUAAUGCGUUCACGUAUCUCAUUCACUCUACAGGACGACCAAUAGAAAAGGGCCAGACAAAUACAUCGAAAGGAAACACCAACAGAAACUUUUGGAAAGACUCUAACGAAAUAACUACAGAAACGGUUGAAACUGCAGACGACGAGGUCAUCUUUCCCGUACCGCGGUGUAUGGACAAUCUGAUUGCUUUUCUUGCCAAGAGAAAGUCUGAUGAACCACCCACGUCUAAGUCCGUUGAGCGCUUCACAGAGAAGGAUAUUGAACUGUACAGGGUCAAAGUUCCCGAGGUGGGGGAAUACGUCUUUACAAUCUACGAAAAGAAGGAUGUCGGAUUCAUGAAAAGUCGAGCCAGGUACCUCAUCCGUAAAGUGGAGAAUGAGGACGAAGACAACGAUGAUGACGUCACAGAGACUCAGGACUUCCUGGAGGUUCUGCGCAUAAUCCGUGACGAGCGGAAGAAGGAGGGAAAAAGCGUAACAGAGGCGGAGAAACAGUUGCAAAGCAACAGGAAGAUCCAACUCGAUCAGCCCAAAGCCAGCGAGCGGAUCGUGCUCUCUCAGAAUCUGAAGUCGGCCAUUAACUCUCGGCGACCUGCUCUUAUAAAGAGAGCACUUAACGAAUAUAAGUACCUAAAGCCUUCCCAGGGAGACGAUUUACUGGUGGAGGGAUCCCGACUUCUUCGGAAACUCGAGGCCCAGGAAGCAUUGAUCAGAGCGUAUGAGGAUCAAGACUUGAAGGAGCUAGAUAAGGCAAUAGUGAAGGCACGCUCUAUUAAUGACCCCUCUAUGAAACAGCCCCUGACCCUUGCCUCAAGGUUACGGGACCGCUUAGCUGCCAAAAAUAACCUUAAAGACAUGAUACUCAACGCAGACAUUAGAACCAUCUACGAACUGCGGAAGUUGGUUCACCCGCCAGAUGGCGUUCACCAGACUAUCAAGGCGGCGCUUUUGUUGCUGGACUGUCCACGACACGAAGUAGAGACCUGGAAGAAAUGCAUGGCCCUCCUGGGAAACAGGGGACAAGAUGGACUUCGAUACAAGAUGUCGGAACUCAACCCCGAUGACGUCAGCAGGAAGAACGCUCUAGACGCCAAAAUAACAAUAGAACCUUACACGGAGGAACAACUCAGAUACAUAAGUCCCGGCGCCGCGGCCUUCUAUAACUGGACUGAACAGGUAAUUAAGGAGGUGGAAGCUAGGGGCGGUGUACUUAAGAAGAAACCACCAAAACCCAAGACACCGCCCCCGCCCGUCCCCCGUGAACCUUCACCACCCCCUCCGCCUAAAAAGAAAAAGGAACCGUCCACCAAAUUUGUGACGUUAGACGAACUCAUGAAAGAGAAAUUCCCAAUGGAUAAAGACCCAAACGCUAAACCGGAAAAACCGGCAGUCAAUCCGUCUCCGGAUCCUGCUCUAACGGAAGACACCGUCAGUUCCAAGAAUUCCUACACCGGAAGGCAUCAACAGAGAUCGCAAUAUUAUGCCAGGAAGCCAAGAGCUGUGAGAAACAAAAAUGAAAGUGAAAGUCCCACAUCUAAGACUCCUGUAGACAUUCCCUCACCAGAUAAUUUAUUCAGGGCGACGAACAAAUCUGUGUCACCGGAUAGACGACGCCCGCGAGAAAACCACAGAAAGGAUCCGAAAGGUUCGCGUAUUUUGUUGGAGCUUGAUGAAAAGAAAGACAAGUCCAAAAAGCCAAUGGAAAACUCUAAUUCGCUCAGUAAAACAGCACCAAAUAAGGGUAUAUCUUACCCAACUAGAAAUGUCCGUAACGUGAGUCCAGUUAAAACCGAGACACUGGGGAACAGGCGCACGCCUUCUCCCUCCAAAAACUCCACCAAAGGGGAGGUCAAGAGAAUCGACAGCCGUGGGUAUUAUAAAAACUACAAGGCACACCAGAUUCUUAAUCAGAGCAUGGAACCGGAUAUUCUACAGAUAAACCACGAUACGGAUCCGGUGAACGAACUAGAACCCGACGAUCCCAAGGGAUAUCAGUCCAUCUAUCAAAAAAGGAAACAUUUCAAUGAUUUCAAAACCCUCCCUAAACAAACUGUAUGACAAUGAUAUUGUUUUGUUUGUACAUGUACCCUCGCAUAAUAUUUAUAUUUGUAUUUUUCCAUCAUUAAUUAAAGAAAAAAGAAAUAUUUAUUUUAUUUGAAA
Messenger RNA from Magallana angulata, 4150 nucleotides. RefSeq lists its product as uncharacterized. The record is from RefSeq and is a predicted model, not a curated record. The transcript is spliced from 11 exons. Lineage: Eukaryota; Metazoa; Mollusca; Bivalvia; Ostreida; Ostreidae. The coding region runs from base 86 to 4048 and encodes 1320 amino acids.